Molecule: messenger RNA, 2349 nt
Organism: Hypoxylon trugodes
Lineage: Eukaryota; Fungi; Ascomycota; Sordariomycetes; Xylariales; Hypoxylaceae
Product: ARM repeat-containing protein
Exons: 5
Coding region: 214-2208 (664 amino acids)
Biological process (GO): positive regulation of GTPase activity
Cellular component (GO): cytosol
Molecular function (GO): guanyl-nucleotide exchange factor activity; protein binding
Source: RefSeq, a predicted model, not a curated record
GAAAGUCCUACCUAAAGUACCUACCUCCUACCAAUUAUCGAGAUCUAAUAGGUAGCAGGCACGACCAUCACCGGCAUUACCUCCUCCUCCUUCCCCUUUACAACUAUCGUCAUCAUCACUGCCGCUCAUUUUAAGUUUAUACAAUCACAGCUACAUAUACUACCUAAAGUACACAUUUCCCUUUUGAGUUAGGCUUAACAUGAGCCCUAAACCAUGACGCCCGACAAGAUCCAAGAUGUCUUCGACAACAUCCCCCAAAAUGAGGAGUCGAGGGUUGAGAUUUUGAAAGAGGUUCUCGAUCUAGCUCAAAAACUCCAGGAAGCCAAGUCCCCCGAACUUAAGGCGUUUGUAGAAAAAGUUGGAAACGCGAGUCGAGAAGGGCGAUGGAGGAUACCGCUUGGGAGAUCAGGUCUACUCAACUUCUUCUUAGACCUGACACAGGCAGCGGAUGCGGACCCGGAUAUCGUGGCCCAUGCCCUCCGCGUCAUAGGUAAUUCUUGUGCCGAUCAAGAUGAAAAUCGGCAAAGAGUCAUUGACUCAGAUCAUCUGCCUGGGCUCGUGAAACUCUUGAGCAAUGAAUCUUUAUUACAACUUGCCAUCCCGGUGCUAUAUAAUAUCUGUGUUGAUUACGAGCCUACCCAAGCAACUGCAGCAAAAGCUGGGUUGAGUAACUACUUAAUUGAUCUCUUUAUAAACCCCCAAUGGCAGGAAAAAGUAUCGGUUUAUAUAAGUAUCGUCUACAAGUUGAUAGGCAUUGCGGCGACUCAAGAUUCCGAGCUCGACUCAUUAAACCUUCAAGCGCCAUAUGUCCUCUUAACUCAAGCAGGUUUAAAGGACCCUAAUCCAAAUUCACCGGAUCUCGACGGCUUCACCGGGCUGUCUUCUGCUGCGUUAACCUACCUUUCCCGUCAGCAAUUCCAAGAUAGCUUCCUAGAGACUCCAAAUGCCAUCAAAGUAUUCUUGGAAGCUUUUCAGACUGCCGCCGAGGGUUCUUCGAUAUUCGACUUCGAGGAUGCCGAGGAAAAAUCACAACUCAAUCAACUGGAACUGGCGUAUACGGGAGCCUUAGCAGAUCUAUCUGCCCACCCUCGAUUCGUUUCUUUAUGCCCAUUAGACGGCGACUUAACGGAUACACUCCUACGGUGGAUCUCUUCAGGUCAUUCCACAUCCCUUCAAGCCGCAGCCUGUCUAGCUCUAGGCAAUAUCGCUCGGUCCGACGAUUCGAGCGUCGCCUUAGUGCAACAAAAAUCAGUACAUAAACCGCUCAUCGCUGCCAUAUCUUCUGACCAACCUGUGGAUGCCCAAUUGGCACACUCUAUCUUUAGUUUCCUAAAGAACUUGUCUAUCCCAGCGAGCAAUAAGGCAAUCUUAGGCGACGCGGGACUACUGGAUUCGAAUGUACUUCCUCGUAUUUGGAACGUCGACACGCAGCCACAGAUCCAAUUUGAUGCCGUAUCUCUUACUCGUCUCUUACUUGUAAAUUGCCCGGAAAACGUGCGACGCGUUUCUACGUCGGUGAACGCGAAAGAUAAAACGCAUCUUCAUGGUCUAAUGGAACUUCAUCGAAAGGCGGAUCAAGAUCCCAUCAAAAUGGAGAUAUCCCGUUCGGUGGCCAAUGUCUGCCGUGUACUCCACUCCGAGAAAACUCCCGGUUCUCUACUCCUUCAAGACUCAUCGACUUCUUUAUCUCCCUCGGAGCAAGAAACCCGCUCUCAGCUGCAGGAGUUUUAUAAGAACCAUCCAGCGUUACCAGAUAUACUACUAUAUCUCGGUCUACAGACCAAGUUCUCAGUCCUACGAUCCGAACUAUGGUUCGUACUCGCCUUAAUGGCACGUUCAGUUGAAGGAGCCGCCGUCGUGACACAUUCGCUGCAGCAACGACCUGAAAUAGUGAACGUGCUUAUUGAAACCAUAACGGGCGAGAAGACGUCUGAGCAUCAAGCGUUACCAAGCUCAGAUGAUAAUGAGCUAGCGGAGGUGUCGUCUGGACCUGACCUCUCGGCAAUAAGUGGGUUAGGUCAGCUCGAACCGCAGCAGGUCGACCCAGCGAAAGCUGCGACUAUGACGAAAGUAGAUCGGGAGAAUGGGCUGGUGUUAAUUGCUGAACUACUAAAGCGAUGUCCGGACGAGCUUCCUAGUUCCGUGAGAAACACAUUCAACCGAAUACUAAAGAUCGGUGGAGAAUUAAUCCUCGAUAAUAAGGAUUAAAGCUCAAGGGACAAUUAAGACUGUUGGCUUCGAUCUAUCCAUAGGUUAUAGGUAGCCAGUUAAUUUCUAAACUGCUUUAAGCGUUCAGAGUAGAAAUUCAAAUAGACAUAAACAUAUUUAGUAUGAAUGAAAGGACGUCGU